CUGUUUUCAGGUGGCCCCUCUCCGCUACCGCUUGGACCAGGUCCUGUGGUAGGGACAGGAAAUCCUCCGAUUCUUGGACCAGGACCGGUAUCAGGCCCGGGAGUUGCUAUACAAGCACUUCCUAUACCUAUUGGGGACCCAGGACCAGUGAUAAAACUAGGAAAAGCUGUAUCAAGCGGUUCACUCGUGCCAAUGGAUUUAGAAUCUGAACUGGUUAUACUUCCAAGAAAAACUGUGUCAAGUCCUACCUCUGAACCGAGAGAUCAAGGACCAUGUCCUGUGAUAGUCCCAGGUUUCGUGAAAGGAAAAACUGUGUCCAUUUCUGGACCUGGAGGAGUACCUCUUAAUUUAACGCCUCCAUCAGGGACAACAUAUCCAGCAAACUCUCAACCUAUCCCUGGAGUACCGCCUGCGGCAGUAACAGGGCUCUUACUUCCUCCAUACUAUCCACGGAUUCUUUCAUCUACUCCCAGUCCAAAUCAACAGGGACCAGGACCAGUUGUAUUAACGACAGAGAAGUCUCUCCUUCCUCUUGGACCAGGUCCAGUUAUAAUGCCGCCAGGGAGCGAACCGCUUGAUUCGAUACCAAGCCCUGUGGGAGUGCAAGGAAAUCCUCAGGCUCUUCCUGGAUCAGGACCGGCAACAACCCCGAAACCACCACUUCUUUAUGAAGAAGCUGAUAUGUGA
Haemonchus placei is the source of this 687-nucleotide messenger RNA. Lineage: Eukaryota; Metazoa; Nematoda; Chromadorea; Rhabditida; Trichostrongylidae. The record is from the annotation of a GenBank genome assembly.